CAACUUCAUUUCGUGUUAUGCUGGUAUUCUUGACAACUUGAUAGGGGUUGUGGAAAGCACCACCUCGAUCAUGGAUGCUAUUUGAAUAGCAUGCCCCGGAGUGACACGUCAUCUGACAGCCACUCCUGGUAUGGGGACAAAAAUUCCCUCAGAAAAAGCAAUGUUUGCCGCUGAUGCCAAUUGUCAGUGGGCGAAAGAAACGAGACAGUCCUAUCGACCUACUUAGCGCGUGAACCCCGCGUGCGGCUGAGCCAACACACAAUCGAUCGCGCCCGACAGCUGGGUUUAAACACCGGGACAUGCCCUCCCGGGGCAACUGGAGUCUAACACCUGCUAUGCAAUGGCCAAGUUAUGGUCAACGUGCGGAGCAAAUAUGCAUCGGUUGAAAGAAAAAAUUUCACGCCGGUUGCAUCAUUUUCGACAUGAAGAGCCCGCUGGCGACAAUCAGUUCACAUCACCGGACUGCAAGCGAAGUGACCCCAUUAGACCUGCAAAGAAGCCCCUACGGAAGAGGAGUGGGCCUGUGUCGAGUGAGGUAUCAAUUACGAACAGGAAUCAGCACGCAGAAGCUGUACCUCGAAGCCCGACAGAGAAAAAAAGGUGGCUUUUAACCAGCGACACCCUGGGUGAGGUCAGCAGUGUCAAAGGUGAAAAUAAAAUCCCCCAUUCCAGCUUGCCCGAAUUUCCGAAAGAGCUGGACAGCGACGAGGGAGUAUCUCGAAAUUUCUGGAAGGAAGCAUUUGAGAAGCUCUCUCCGGACACACAAGAUGGUCUUCGAAAACGGGGUUAUGAACCGAGUUUGAACACAAAUCCAGGAGAUCUGGACAAUCUGCUCAACGAUCUCCGAAAGAAGGUGGAGCUCUGUGAUAAGAAAAGGUGGGUAUACAAAGGUAAAUUCGUGCGAGACUACGCGGCCAAAUGCGCGACGUUAGUUCAAGGCAUCGGGGAUCUUGUCGUUCCGUUCGCACCAUCACAAGCUGCAGGGCCGUGGGGGUUAAUAAAAGUGGCUUUGAAGGUCCCUAUAGAGUAUGAUAGUACAAUGUUUGCCUUGCUUGGGACCGUAGACCGGGUUCUACAUGCCAUUAUUCGUGGCAGACAAUAUGAGUCCGCCUAUGGAACCGAAAACAGUGAUAUUGUCGACACCCUACGCGGAGACCUGGUAAAUGUUUACUGGGCUGUCUUGAAAUUGUUGAGCUACAGCAUUGAGAGGCUGUCAGAACCGACUGGGGCAAGAAUCCUGGCCACGAUGCUCGACAACGGCUCGGGACAUUUCUCGGAUCUGACAGCGAAAGAAAAAGAGCUCGCUGAUACUGCUCGGGCAUGCAGUGCAGCGCAAGGUGAAAAGGCAACACAGCACCUACAGGACAUCCAAGGGCACCUACCCCGCAUAGAGACCCAAGUUGUCGAGUGCCUGGCGAAGCUUGGACAACGAGAGGCUAUCGACAUCUUGGACUGGGCUUCCACUGUUAAACAUAAGGCUCAUCAUGAUAAUGUGCGCAACAAUCGGACACCAGGCACGGGUGACUGGCUGUUACGAAAAGUUGAAUUCCGAGAUUGGGAAGAGAGCAGUUCUUCGGCAGUAUUAUGGUUGCGAGGAUCUCCGGGCGUAGGGAAAACCUUCCUUACUUCGAGAGUUAUCGAUCACAUCCAAGAUAACUUAGCAAGAACGCCCAACGACGAAGGUUUUGCCUAUUUCUACUGCAACCGCAACGAGGACACUCGAACACGACCCCUUGCCGUAGCGCGGAGCUACGUGCGUCAGCUAUCAUCUCCCGCCAGUAAGACCAAAUCAAGCAAGACCAAUUCGUGGCACAUACAAUCUGCACUUCAAUCCACUUACGAGGAAUUACGUAUGAAAGGUGCAGAUCUUGACAUGAAGUGCUGCACGGAAUUAAUUACAGAAUCCCUGAACCUCUAUCCUCGUACCACAUUGGUGUUGGAUGCUUUCGACGAAUGUGACCCUAGUUCGCGUGGUAAACUCCUUGAGCUUUUCGAGAAAUUGCUCUCUAGCAGUAUAAGGCCGGCCAAACUAUUCAUUGCAAGCCGUCCUGAUGCGGAUGUUCAACAGGAAGUUCGCUCGCAUCCAAACAUCGAGGUUCGGGCGACCGAUAACCAGCAUGAUAUUCAGGCCUACAUCAACCAAGAGAUGCUAACGCUGAUCAAAAAGGACAGCGUAUUCUGCGAUCUCCAGGAGAAAAUCAAGUCAACUUUGUCAGCGAAAAGUCAAGGAAUGUUUCAAUGGACCUACCUGCAACUCAAACAGCUCGAGAGAUGCAUCUCUCCCGAAGCUAUACUGGAGUGUCUGGAGACACUCCCCGAAACUAUCGACGAUACGUACGAAGUACUCCUGGAGGAAAUAGAGAAGAAGCCUUCCCACGACCGAGAUCUCGCGCUACGCGCUUUGAAGUGGGUUCUAGCCGCACGAGAACCGCUUUCACGUGGAGAUCUUCUCGAGGCAGUCCGCAUUAACCCUGACAGUGAAACGUUAGAGUUGUGUAACCCGGUUAGCGACGAUGCAUUGUUGGCAUUGUGUCGCAAUUUCCUGGUCAUCGAUUCUGAGCGGGACGUAUGGAGAAUAUCACAUUUAUCGGUCGCUGAGUAUUUCGAGCUACGUCGCAGCUGGACUACUGCAAUCACCGACUUGAUGGUUGGCAAAGCGUGUUUGCUAUUUAUGAGCGAUACCUGUUCGGAUGACACCAUGUUCAAUCCUGAUGCCAGAGGUUCCGACAGCAAGCCUGCAAAAUCCUACUUCACACGACCAUUUCUCUACUACGUCUUCUGUUUUUGGCCGGAACAUAUCGCUACCUUACACCCUGCCAGCGUUCCGGAAGAGGACCUGUCUUUUGUCGUGGGACUCCUGGAGAAGUUUCUCGGUGCUCCGCAGGAUAGCAGCGCGCGAUACCGGGCUUGGGCCCGGUGCUUUAAUAAACCAUUACGGCCUGUCCAAUACUCUAUUCUGGCUGUGUGUCGAUACGGACUCCCAGUAUCGGACCGAUGGUGGAAUAGGGGCGAGCUAGAUAUGACCUGUACUAAUGAUGAGGGUGAUACCUGCAUGCUUCUAGCUGCAAUGAUUGGCCACAUCCCAAUUAUGCGUAUUCUUCUGGCGAAAGGUGGCACUCUUGGCCCACAAGGAAGCUAUUGGGCAUUAGAAUCGGCACUCUACAGAGAAGACUCCGAUACGUUGCGUUUCUUGGCCUGCGAAGCCCACGUAGACGUCAACAUAAAUUUUCGAUACGAAUUCUGGCGUUGUGUACUGAUCGCUGCAGCGAAUAUGAAUUGGUUGGAGGGCGUGAAAAUUUUAGUGGAACAGUGCGGAGCGGAUAUUAGUCUGGUUCGGUACCCCGGGGCUUAUGGCAUGACCCUGAGACGUUUUGUUCCAUUUAUCGGUUACCCUGAAGCAGAGGCAGCGGAGUAUUUGGUAAAAGCUCAGCAAGCCAAUGUGAGUGUGUCCAUUCGGGCCGGUCAUUACGGAAAUUUGUCGUUGGCCGCGGGCUUUGCAGAUGUUCAAUGUGUCCAGUACUUUCUCGAGGUCGAAAGGUUUAAUGUCAAUAAACCUGUCCGGUCUUUCAAGAAUCAUAAUUAUUAUACAGCAUUGGAUGUUGUGGCACUUUAUGUGAGGAAAACAGUCACUGUGGGCCGGUAUGGCUACGUUGAGUUGAGGGAGAUUGUCCGAAUUCUACUCGCAGCAGGAGCCUUGGUUGUCCUAGAUGUGAGAGACGGUGAGAUUGUGGAUGCACUUGAAGUAUUGCAUCGGGGUCGUCAGAGCAGACCGAGGCGUGAGAGUGCAGAUGAUGACAGUGAUUCCAGCAGGGAUAUCAAUGGCGAUGAUGAGGCUGAAGAUGGUUUAUUCGACGACGACGAUGCAGAUGACGAACAUGCCAAGCAAGUCAAAGCAUACGCGAGGGACACGUUUGCUGAUCUGCAGAGGGCGAUGCGGCAGCAAUAUGAAAGUGGCGCACUUGGUGUAGAAGAAACCAAAUAUGUGGAAGCUGUGUACUACGGUCAAGCGAAGGCACAAACAUCCUAAACAGAAUUUCUUAUGGAUAUGCUUGGUUGCAGGCUAGACGAGAUAGAAUUGCACUUUGG
Aspergillus vadensis CBS 113365 is the source of this 4086-nucleotide messenger RNA. RefSeq lists its product as uncharacterized. NCBI's taxonomy places the organism in Eukaryota, Fungi, Ascomycota, Eurotiomycetes, Eurotiales, Aspergillaceae. The record is from RefSeq and is a predicted model, not a curated record. The transcript is spliced from 5 exons. Bases 341 to 4027 code for a protein of 1228 amino acids.